AGUUUGGAAUGAGGAAGAAGUUGCAUGUUACCCUCCAAUUAAAUACAAAGAAUGGACUCUUUUUCCUUGGCCACACUGGAAAGAGGACACUGACAAAUAUUUUGAACAACUCAAAAACUUUAAGUCUCGAGAGGAUGAUAUCCUGCUCUGUACGGUUCAGAAAGGAGGUUCACAUUGGGUUCAUGAAAUUGUUUGCAUGCUGGUUGACCAAACGACGAAAUAUAACAGCAGAGGAAGUUCAUUGGACGAUGUUCAUUUAGAUACUAUGACUGAUUUUGAUUCUUUGGAGAAGGAGACGAAAAGACGAAUUAUACACACACAUUUACCAUUUCAAUGUAUUCCAUCACAGCACAUGGAGAAAAAAGGGAAAACUAUUUUUGUCAACAGAAACCCAAAAGAUCGACAUGUUUCGCAAUACGUAUUUUUUAAGAAAAUGCUCGGCACGCCACCUGACUAUUCUUGGGAUCAGUAUUUCCAGGAGAUGGUUAUCAAUGACACAUUUAUGAGCGGCUGGUUUAACUACACAAGAGAAAUGGUAUCUGCUGUAGAGAAGUACAGUAAUGUUAUACAUGUGCUCUUUGAUGACUUGAAACUGAAUCAAAUUGCCGAAAUAAAACGAAUUGCAGAAUUUUUAGAAGUUCCAUAUACUAACAAAUUAAUCGGUGAAAUAGCCGAUAAAUGUGAAUUUGAUAAACUAAAGACCAAUAAGUUAGAUGGUACAGCGGAGUAUGCCAAAGAUAAUAAGUCAACACUAUUUAGGAAAGGGAUCAUUGGUGAUUGGAAAAACUGGUUUACAGUAGCGCAAAAUGAACAGUUUGAUGAAAUGUACAAGCACGAAAUGAAAGACGUCAGCAUAUCAUUUAUAUAUGAAGAUCCCUCAGGAAAAAAAAAUUAAAAAAUGAGUGAUAGUUCUGUUGUAAAAUAAGCUAAUUCAUACGUG
Mytilus californianus (California mussel) is the source of this 940-nucleotide messenger RNA. RefSeq names its product sulfotransferase 1C4-like. The record is from RefSeq and is a predicted model, not a curated record. Bases 197 to 895 code for a protein of 232 amino acids. The transcript has 5 exons. NCBI's taxonomy places the organism in Eukaryota, Metazoa, Mollusca, Bivalvia, Mytilida, Mytilidae. Gene Ontology annotation, molecular function: sulfotransferase activity. Gene Ontology annotation, biological process: sulfation. Gene Ontology annotation, cellular component: cytoplasm.